Theobroma cacao (cacao) is the source of this 1575-nucleotide messenger RNA. RefSeq names its product Rhomboid-related intramembrane serine protease family protein. Lineage: Eukaryota; Viridiplantae; Streptophyta; Magnoliopsida; Malvales; Malvaceae. Gene Ontology annotation, molecular function: serine-type endopeptidase activity. The record is from RefSeq and is a predicted model, not a curated record. Gene Ontology annotation, cellular component: membrane.
GAUUUCAAUAUUUUGGAACGAAUGCAUUGUUGGUGAUGGCAAUGAUGAAUUUUCUGUCUUCCCUUCACUUUGCCAGAUUAAAGGGGACAAGGAACAUGGUGCAGGGCUCAUGGUCGUAAUGAAAACUUUCCAUUUGACGCAAAGAAAUAGAGUGAAAACUUUCCGGAAGAGGAAACCCAGCCAUGGGACUGCUUCGUCUCUCUUCUCCGAACUGUUUACUGGCCACUUGAAGAAAAGUGAUGAUCCUAUUCUUUGGGCCUGGUCCUGAUCCUUUCUGGACAGAUUAAACAUUGCUCUGGAAGUAAGGUCCAGAGCAAACCUGAGAAGCCCGUUCGGCCUGUUUCAACUCCAACAAACCUUUUUUAAGUUCCCGGGGUUUUUUUGAGUAUCCUCCAAUGACCGUUGUUUCCAAAGAAAUGGGGCAGUUUCAGCUGCAACAGGCCUUGACACUGAAGCCAUAUCCAUGCAAAUUCAUGCCUUUAGCUUCUUUUUCUUAUUCCCCUUGUAGUCUUCUCCCAAAACUUUCCACAAUUCGUCGUUUUCCCGGUUCUACGAGACUCACUGAACCCGUCAAGUUUCCUCUUCUUCAGUCUCUGCCCACCGUUCGACCUCGCUUGGUAUGCAAGAUGAACGGCUCAGAUAUUGUUUCGGAGCUAGAACUCGGAAAGUCAGGGGAUAGACGAAAACCAGAGAAGCGGGUUAAUGGAGUAUUUUGGAUCAUACUUCUUAAUCUAGGAAUAUACGUGGCUGAUCACUUGUUUCAGGUUCAGGGCAUUCAGUCACUAUACUUGUACCACAAAUGGCCUGCUUGGUACCAAUUUUUGACAUCGACGUUCUGUCAUGCUAACUGGAAGCAUCUUUCUAGCAACCUUUUCUUCUUGUACAUUUUUGGGAAGCUCGUUGAAGAAGAGGAAGGGAAUUUUGCAUUGUGGAUUUCUUACAUUUUCACAGGUGCUGGAGCAAACAUUGUUUCAUGGCUGGUUCUACCAAGAAAUGCAGUUUCUGUUGGUGCUUCUGGUGCCGUUUUCGGGUUAUUUGCAAUCAGUGUCUUUGUAAAGAUGUCUUGGGACUGGAGAAAGAUCCUUGAAGUGCUUAUAUUGGGCCAAUUUGUUAUAGAGAAGGUGAUGGAAGCAGCCCAAGCUUCAACUGGCCUGUCUGGCUCUUCCUAUUCCUUGCAAAGUGUCAAUCACAUUGCACAUCUCUCUGGUGCUCUUAUUGGUGUUCUUCUGGUAUGGCUUCUCAGCAAAAUUCCUUCUCAACCUCCUGAUAAAGAAAUAUCAAAUUUGCAUAGAAAGAGAGGCAGAAGUUCUUAAGAAUUGAGUUGCUGAUUAAAUGAUGAUGGAGGUCUAAUGCAAUGAAGAGCUCGGAUGGUGGAUUAAAUUGUUGAGGAACGGAAUUGUAGCACAAUUGCUUUAUGCAUGUAAAUAAUUCAAUUAUAAACAGGUUGUUGUUGUAAAAUUUAAUGAUUCGAUGAAUUUUGAAUAGCUUCCAUAAUUAUUGCUAUAUUCUGAGAAUAAUAAAGCAAUUAGCAUUUCCAGUAAGAUUUUGCACAAGCUAUGUGAGAGAAUUUUGUAA